GUAAACCGCUAAAUACCAUUGAGGAUGGGUCCAGUACCUGUGGUCCUUCUUCUGUGGUUGUUCUCUGUGAUGCUGUAUUCAUCUGGCACUGAUGCUCACCCAUGUAGCUAUAAAGCUAAUGGCUGUUCCAUUCCCGGAAACCUGCCUUUUUUCUACAAAAGAACUUUUAAACCAGCUUGCAAUAUGCAUGACCAGUGCUAUAAAUGUGGAUCCUAUCGACUGUAUCGCAUAUCCCGGGCAGGUUGUGACAAACGGUUCCACAAGAACAUGCUGAAAAUCUGCCGUAGACGAGGCUGGUGGAGCCGAUCUCGCUGUUCGAGGUUCGCAAGAAUUUACUACUGGGCUGUUAGAAUUGGAGGGAAAUCUCGUUACAAGAAAAGCCCAGAAGGUCAUUGUGGACGUGUUGCACACUGCAUGACAUGAAGAAGAUGGUGUUAUUACACUCAGUGCAUAAAUGUAAUUUAUUAAACUUCUAAUAUUUAAAAAUUUCUUGCUAAAAUCAACAUAUUUUUUAAGACAUGAUAAAUCUUCAAAAAUGAA
Molecule: messenger RNA, 540 nt
Organism: Saccostrea echinata
Lineage: Eukaryota; Metazoa; Mollusca; Bivalvia; Ostreida; Ostreidae
Exons: 3
Coding region: 25-423 (132 amino acids)
Biological process (GO): arachidonate secretion; phospholipid metabolic process
Molecular function (GO): A2-type glycerophospholipase activity
Source: RefSeq, a predicted model, not a curated record